CUCGUGGCGCUUUCCUUCAGCGGAGCCAUCGGCCUCACCUUCCUCAUGCUGGGCUGCGCCCUGGAGUACUACGGGGUGUACUGGCCGCUCUUCGUCCUGCUCUUCUACUUCGUCUGCCCCAUUCCGCACUUCAUCGCCAAGCGCGUGAGCGAGGACAGCGAGGCGGCCAGCAGCGCCUGCAGGGAGCUCGCCUACUUCUUCACCACCGGCAUCGUGGUCUCUGCCUUCGGCUUCCCCAUCAUCCUGGCGCGCGUCGAGGCC
Messenger RNA from Tinamus guttatus (white-throated tinamou), 261 nucleotides. The record is from RefSeq and is a predicted model, not a curated record. Lineage: Eukaryota; Metazoa; Chordata; Aves; Tinamiformes; Tinamidae.